CCCGGUUUCAGCGGGAGGGCGGCGGGCACGGCGCCCGCCUCAACCCCCGGCCCCGCACGGGGAGGCGGCGGCGGCGGCGGGGCUGAGGGGAGGGUGACGCCCCACACUUUAAACCCUCCUCACUUCCCGUCCGCCUGAGGGGAGCGGCCGGCGGAGAGCCAGCCGCAGCCUCUCCCGGAGGAGGCGGUGGCGGGACGCGCAACACUGAGGCAGGCGAGCUGCUUCCUCCUCUUCCUCCUCCUCCUAAGAUGGCGGCAGACUCUUCCGAGCAGUUCUGCGUGGCCGAGGAGCGGAGCGGCCACUGCGCCGUGGUGGACGGCAACUUUCUCUACGUGUGGGGGGGAUACGUGUCCAUUGAAGAAAAUGAAGUUUAUCUGCCUAAUGAUGAGCUCUGGAUCUAUGAAAUGGAUAGUGGAUUAUGGACAAUGCACCUAAUGGAAGGAGAGUUACCCACCUCCAUGUCUGGAAGCUGUGGGGCAAGCAUUAAUGGGAAGCUGUACAUUUUUGGUGGAUUUGAUGAUAAAGGAUACAGUAAUCGGCUGUAUUAUGUUAAUUUGCGAACAAAAAAUGGAACCUAUAGGUGGAAAAAAAUCACAAAUUUUAAAGGUCAACCUCCUACACCACGUGACAAGCUUUCCUGCUGGGUGUAUAAGGACAGGCUAAUAUAUUUUGGUGGUUAUGGCUGUAGGAAGCAUAAUGAGCUGAGUGAUUGUUUUGAUGUCCAUGAUGCAUUUUGGGAAGGACAAAUAUUCUGGGGAUGGCAUAAUGAUGUUCAUGUUUUUGAUACAACCACACAAACUUGGUCUCAGCCAGCAAUUAGAGGUGGAGAUCCACCUCAGCCUCGAGCAGCUCACACCUGCGCUGUGCUGGGAAAUAAAGGUUACAUCUUUGGAGGACGAGUGCUGCAAACUAGAAUGAAUGAUUUGCACUGCCUGAAUUUAGACACUUGGACUUGGUCUGGAAGAAUUAAUAUCAGUGGAGAGAAGCCGAAAGAUCGAUCUUGGCACACGCUGACACCGAUAGGAGAUGACAGACUUUUCCUUUUUGGUGGACUAAGCUCUGAUAAUGUUCCUUUAAGUGAUGGCUGGAUUCACAGCAUUACAACGAAUGGAUGGAAACAACUUACCCAUUUGCCUAAGAGUAGGCCUAGAUUGUGGCACACAGCCUGCCUUGGGAAAGAAGGAGAAGUGAUGGUGUUUGGUGGAAGCAAAGACGACUUGCAUUUCAUGGACACAGGUCACUGCAGUGACUUGUUGAUAUUUCAGACUCAGCCUUAUUCGCUCCUCAGGUCGUGUCUCGACUGCAUUGGCAAAAACGCCACUCUCUUGAAGUCCCAGAUCCCGUGUUUGCCAUCCAAACUCCUGCAACAGGUGCUGAAAAAAAUCACCUUCUGGGCAGCAGUUACCCACCGGCGAGAGAAAAAAGCCCAAACGGAAAGACAAAGCCAACUAAAUUCCACAUGAACGAGGCGGUGGAGCACUCUGGUGUCUUUCCAAGCCUACGAGCAGAGUCUUUUUGUUAGUGAACUUUUCCCCGGGCGGCAGGAGGACCCUACGUUAAAGCUGAGUUUCUGAAGUGAAGUUUGAGAAGAAAGAAAUCCUUUUUUACGGAAACCUCUUUUCGUUUCCUGUGUUCUAGAAAAAGAAAAAAAACUGAUCAAAGCUUCCAUUUUGUAUAUAUGGUUAACUUCUGCUGUUGUGCUCUUCACGACACGGUCCUACGACUUGGUUCUUUUUGAAGGUGGCGGAUGAUACAGAAUGUUUCCAGUUCAAUAAAACACAGAGUAAUCCUAAAACCUUCCCGCAGCCUCAUCCCAGUGGCCCUUCUGAAAAGGGAAAAUUAGUCCAAUGCCGUGUUUUUGGAAGAUUCACGCUUCGUUAAAGGCAACUAAUCUGCUACCAUCACCUGAUCCCAUUGAUUCCACCAGCUCCCACCAUCCGAGCGUCUGGUCGAAUGACUCCAAGAAGGAAAAUUGAUGCGAUUCGGGUGGGAAUUGGGAAAAUCCUGCCAGGAGCAGCGUUUGCCGUUUGUAUAGGAAAAGCUCCCACCCAGUUUCACAACCUGGUUUUACUGCCUUUCUGUUAGCGACAAGUCCUUUUUGAAAUAGGUUGUAUAUUGUAUUUUGGAUGUGUAAAGUUUAUAUUUAAUUCUUGUUUAAAAAAAAAAGAAAUAUGCUUAUUUAUUGUUUAAAAAGAGCAUAUGUAGUACUUGCUAUUUUUCUGUUUCAAAAAUUUAGUUAACAGGAGCACAAGUCAUUAAAAUUUUAUAGUUGAAUCGAGA
Molecule: messenger RNA, 2280 nt
Organism: Calidris pugnax (ruff)
Lineage: Eukaryota; Metazoa; Chordata; Aves; Charadriiformes; Scolopacidae
Gene: KLHDC1
Product: kelch domain containing 1
Exons: 13
Coding region: 249-1463 (404 amino acids)
Molecular function (GO): protein binding
Source: RefSeq, a predicted model, not a curated record